Musa acuminata AAA Group (dessert banana) is the source of this 1941-nucleotide messenger RNA. Its product is annotated as probable LRR receptor-like serine/threonine-protein kinase At4g29180. Gene Ontology annotation, molecular function: ATP binding; protein kinase activity. Bases 825 to 1643 code for a protein of 272 amino acids. The record is from RefSeq and is a predicted model, not a curated record. Gene Ontology annotation, biological process: protein phosphorylation. Lineage: Eukaryota; Viridiplantae; Streptophyta; Magnoliopsida; Zingiberales; Musaceae. The transcript is spliced from 5 exons.
GGGUUGAAUGGUGCUGUACCAAAUGCUUUGGCUAAUCUGAAGGCCCUUAACUAUUUGUAAGUUUCUAAAUUUAUCGUCAGAGGCUGCUGGCUAGCAACAUCAUGCAGACAACUUGAGAACAAUUUGUAGAUGUUGCAUGAAAUUGACUUGUUACCCUUUUUUACCUGUGUAUUUUAUUCAUUUCUAAUCUCCUUUUUCUAACUCCAUAAACAAAAGGCUUUUGUUUUUUCAUGUUAGUUGCCAAAAUUAGGAAUGCAGAUGGACCAGUUUACAACCCAAAGCAUUAGCUUGGGGUUUUCUUUAACCACAUCCUAUAACAUCCAAACUGAACUAAUAUGGCUUUACUCAUGCAAUCUGGUUUCCAAGGACCAAAGUUAUAGAGAUCAACAUGUAGCUACUUUUUUUUUUAAUGAAAUUUCUUAUGAAAACAUAUCAAUAACUAAUGUAAUCCAUGUAUUUUGUCUCAGUGACUUGUCAAACAAUGAUUUAAUGGGCCCAAUACCGCCCUCUUUAGAAGAAUUGACAUCACUCAAUGUGCUGUAAGAACAGAUUUUUCUCUCUUACACAAUUCACCUGGUGCAUGCGUUUUCAACAUCGAAAACUUCAAUUUUGUCAUGCGCAUGCUUCAGGACUUCUCUCUCCACAUAUUAUAUGCUAAUGGUAGAGCAAUAUCAAACUUUUUGCAGAAUUUUGUCAAAUAACCGACUCAAUGGGCCUAUUCCAGCUUCUUUGUGUGAUGGACAAUCAAAAGGAUUGCUUGAGUUGAGGUUUGUGCUGUAGUCUAACAUCCCAAAUCUUCCCACAAUUCCUUCUACCUAAUACUAAUGUCUUAUGAACUUUAUGUUCUGCAAAGAGUGGACAACAAUCCCGAUAUAUGUCUCUGUCAUAGUACAUGUCAAAUUGGCAGCGAAGGAAGGAAGCUUGCUACAGUCACCAUUGUGCUGAUCUCUGUCGUCCCAGCGCUGAUUAUACUGCUGCUCCUAUCAUUGCUUUUAUUCUUCUUGAGGAGAAGAAAAUCUACAACAAAAUUAUCACCGCCAAUUCAAGACUCGCUUGCUAUACCCGAAACCCAUAGAUUUACAUAUGAUGAAUUGAAGGCCAUCACCAACAAUUUUGAUCUUGCACUUGGAAAGGGGGGGUUUGGGAAUGUUUACCAUGGUCGAUUGCAUGAUGGCACUGAAGCUGCAGUAAAACUUUUGCACUCACAUCGGAUGGUCAAAGGGACAUCAUCUGAGGAGUCCAUGUCUGCAAAUUCUGGCUCCAGAUCACAUGGGCUGAAAGAGUUUCAAGCCGAGGCUGUUCUCUUAUCGAGGGUCCAUCACAGGAACUUAGUGUCUUUGAUCGGGUACUGUAGAGACAGCAAUCAACUUGGACUUGUUUAUGAAUAUGCUGCUCGUGGAAGUCUUAGAGAUCAUCUUUCAGAUAAAAAUAGUCAAACAUUGAGUUGGAGAGAACGAAUUCGGAUAGCAGUGGAAGCCGCACAAGGUCUGGAGUAUCUACACAAGGGAUGUGUGCCACCUAUAAUCCAUAGAGAUGUGAAGACUAACAAUAUCCUCUUAACACAUGACUUUGAGGCAAAGGUAGCAGAUUUUGGGCUGUCAAAAGUCUUUCCUGACCGAUGCCCAGACUCACGUAUCUACUGAUGUUGUGGCUGGCACUCCAGGAUACAUAGAUCCCGAGUAUGUUUUCUACUUCACAGAAGUUUGCCAGAUAAUAUUUGCAGUGUGAAUUGCUCAGGAUUUCCUUGAUUGCCCCUCUACUGACAAGUCGGUUUAAUUUGUUUUAUAGAGAACUUAAGAAUUACUUUGGCAACUAAAUGAAAAAGAGAAUGAUGGAGAAUCACAAUGAGAAGAAACACAAAUAAAUGUUCUUUUUCCAAAUGUGAUGCAGAUUUCUUUCUUAGCUAACUUUCCAAGAGGAGAAUCACGAACAAUUGUUGCA